AUGAGCGGUGCAGGGAAGGUGGUGUGCGUGACAGGAGCCUCUGGCUAUGUAGCAUCAUGGCUCGUCAAGCUUUUGCUUGAGCAUCAUUACACUGUUAGAGCCACCAUUCGCGACCUCGGUGAUCCAAGAAAAGUUGCACACCUCAAGGAACUUGAAGGAUCUAAGGAAAGAUUACAUCUGUUCCAAGCCGAUUUAAAUGAAGACGGAUCUUUUGAUUCUGCAGUUGAUGGUUGUGAUGGUGUCUUUCAUGCAGCAUCACCCGUGUUCUCUUCAGUAACUGACCCUCAGGCAGAACUUGUAGAACCUGCUGUGAAGGGAACACUUAAUGUUCUUAGAUCAUGCAGAAAAGUAUCAUCCGUAAAACGGGUUGUGUUAACAUCAUCUACGGCUGCAGUUAUGGUCAACAAGAAUCCUCCAAGCCCUGAUGUUAUAAUUGACGAAACAUACUUCUCAGAUCCAGCAAUUUGCAAGGAAAAAGAGCUAUGGUAUCCCCUUUCAAAAACAUUGGCAGAGAAGGCCGCGUGGAAAUUUGCCAACGAAAAUUGCAUCUACUUGGUAGUGAUGAAUCCUUGCUUGGUAUUAGGCCCACUUCUUCAGCCAACUCUCAAUUUAUCUUCUGAGAUAAUUUUGAACCUUGUUAGAGAAGGAAGGGCGGAAUCUUCAGUAAACAGGUUUGUUGAUGUAAGAGAUGUUGCUCGUGCACAUAUUUUAGCAUUGGAGAAUCCUUCAGCUAGUGGCAGAUACUGCCUUGUUGGUACAUUACUGUUAACUUCUGAAGUUCUUCAGAUUUUACGGAAGCUUUACCCUCCUCUCAACCAUCUCGAGAUUAUUGCAGAAAAACUGAACCAAUAUCCAAAUCAAGUGUCCCAGGAGAAGGCAAAAAGUUUGGGCAUCAGUUUCACUCCUUUUGAGGUUAGUCUAAAGGACACAGUCGAAAGUCUCAAGGAGAAGAAUUUCCUAAGUUUCUAG
Fraxinus pennsylvanica is the source of this 969-nucleotide messenger RNA. The record is from the annotation of a GenBank genome assembly. Lineage: Eukaryota; Viridiplantae; Streptophyta; Magnoliopsida; Lamiales; Oleaceae.